Molecule: messenger RNA, 7973 nt
Organism: Nilaparvata lugens (brown planthopper)
Lineage: Eukaryota; Metazoa; Arthropoda; Insecta; Hemiptera; Delphacidae
Exons: 24
Coding region: 365-5356 (1663 amino acids)
Biological process (GO): protein desumoylation
Cellular component (GO): cytoplasm; nucleus
Molecular function (GO): SUMO-specific endopeptidase activity
Source: RefSeq, a predicted model, not a curated record
GACUAUCUAUAGGUAUAGAGAGCACAAGAGACCAGAUAUUGCAAAGAAGAGAGAUGGUGCUCAUGACAGUAACCACACAUUGAGAGAGAUAGUACUUCCAUAAACCUCUCAACAUAAAUAUAGCAGUCAUUCUCCAGUCAGCACAGUCCGAAUUCUAUUCUAGAAGAGUGUAGUAGAAAAUGGUCAUUUAAUUUCAUAACUAAAUAAAAAAUAACGCUUUGUAAUAAUUUUCUGUGCAGAAAAUUUUAGUUGGAUUUCUAUUGUUAGGUUGAUGGAUGUGCUGGUGAGACCGGCUGAUGUUGCGGCAUUGGGUGGCGGCCUGUCUCGUGUCCGGUAAACCUGAACGUGUAGGCCUGCUGGUGGCAUGGACCAGCAAUUCUGUCAGUCGACUGCUGCAGUUGUCACUGAACUACGCAACAACUCCACCCCCCUGCACCCUUCCUCCUCACCCUCGCCACCCUCCGAGUCCUCCUCCUCCACGUCGUCCACCUCCUCCUCCUCCUGCAACAAUGACUCGCUGCUCAGAAACAAACAGCGCAGCACUCUCAACUACCAGAUUAUGAAGGCCAGUGAGCUGGCGUCAAGCGGCAGUGUUUCUGUUUUCUACAAGCCCGCCGGUCUGCAGCCUGAGUUGGUUCCCAUUCUGCCCAACAAGUCGGGUGCAACGAAUAACAGUAGCGUAGAGGAUCAGAAAGCACCUCAACAGAUCGGUGUCGAUAACAGCAAAGCAGUCACCACCACUCCAAACAGACCGGCAGUCAGCCACGUCUCAAAUACUCAACCAACUCCUAACGCCACCUCUACCUCAGCUGGCAAAAAUCAAACUGACAUCACGGAAGAGCCAUCUUUGCAAGCAAGACUCGAACAAAAAAAAUCGUUGACAGUGACACCAGUCAAUAAACCUGCACAACCGAAGACAUCUGUACAGUCAAAGACACCUGUACAGCCAAAGACACCUGUACAGCCAAAGACACCUGUACAGCCGAAGACACCUGUACAGCCAAAGACACCUGUGCAAGGGAGCCAGCAGCAACAGAAAUUGGUGCGUUCACCUGUACAGGCCAAAUCACCGCAAUCGCCCAACCAGAAGCCGAUUCAGGCCCAACAAGGGAAAACACCCACUGGACAACAACAAGUGAAACUUCCCCCUUUACAACAACAACAGAAAGGUCCCAUACCUCAACAACAGAAAAUUGCCAUAGGUCAACAACAAGUGAAAGGCGCCAUCGCUCAGCAACAGGGAAAAGUUCAACAACAACCAGGAAAAAGUCCAGUUGUUCAACAGCAAGGCAAACAAAUUGUACAACAGGGAAAGUCGAGUUCAGCCUCCAAUGUGAAACAGAACGUCACUCAAAUUCAAUCUGUGAAAAACUUGGUACAAUCGGCCAAACCGGUCCUUACGCCAGUGCAGGCUAAAAAACUGUUAACCGUGAAUUUCCAACAAUUCACCGGUAAACAACAAAUCCCGCCCCAAGCUGUUCAAGGUAAGGCUGUGUCCCAGCAACAGGCGACAUCUCCUGUCAAAGUAAAUCAGAAGCAGUCACUUAAUCAGUUCCGUGUGCAGUCUGUGAACAAGCCGCAGCCAAGUGCCGCCAAGCAGUUGCCGUUCGCUGCCACCAAUGCGCCGUUGAAGACUGCGCUGUUCCAAGCGACGCCUGCAGGCAGCUCUCCUCAGCUGCAGAAAUCUGUACAGCAGCAGCAGCAGCAAAUCAAAACCAACGUGCAGACUGCUGCCUCCACGUUCAAUGUCACCUCGAAACGGCCCAACACGUCACCCAGUAAUUCUGCGUCACCGGCUAAAAGGACGACACUGUUGCAAGACCUAGAACGCAGUCUCUUAGCUGCACCGAAUACCUCGUCGCUUGCCGAACGGUGUCGAAAAUCGUAUCCGAGCACUAAGAAAAAAACAAAAGUUGUACCGUUGUCUGACGCUGAUGUAAAAUUCAAGCUGCCGUCUCAAGUUGCCGUGCAGCCCGUGAAACAGCUGAAUCAGCUGAACAAUCAGCAGGUGAAACAAGUUUACCAGCUGAAACAGUCGGCAACUGGUGUCACUCCCCUUCCCCCCCUCGCUGCUACUCUCCUGCCAGCUAACUUGAGCCAGGCGAUCACUCUGAUAACCAAUCAGCAGAAUAAGGUGGCCACUGUCUCCACUAGUCAAACACCGCAAUCUACCAUCACUUCUGUAGAAAAACAAAUCAAUCUACCGCUGCAGGAAAUCAACCAAACUUAUAAAAUCAUCCUAGUCGGUGGCAACCAGAACUGGGAGUUUGUGAUGGACGGAUCUGCCACUCAGAUGGCAGAAAGGCUCUCAAAAGUAGCAGGGUGUAGUGAGCAAAUCGGAAGAACCAUCACAGAAAAAAUUCAUGAAGGAUUAGGGGCAAAUCACCUGCAAACAAUACAAGAAGCGGACAGCAAGACGGGGGGAGAGGGAGGAGUGCAGCAGCCACCAAUGGAGAGAGAGGAGGAGAGUGGGGAGGCUUCCUCCCAAGAUAGUUCACCUUCACCAUCCAAACCUGAAUCGGGGAUUUUUGGGGAAGCAAAAUGGGCACUCUGUCACAAUUGUGGCUUCUCUUCGCCCACCCACGACAUCUGCACAAAGUGCAAAACCAAAUUGCCAUCUGACGUCAAGUCGGUCUGCUUCAGUCCAGUCGCUGUCAAAUUGGCUGAACUGCAAUCGAACAUAGCUGUGAAAAGGUCCAAUGAGGUGGCAGUAGCUGUAGCCGAUAGUCCAAAGAAAAGGCCGAGAGCUAAUAAGAAGAAGAAGGUAGAGGAACCAGUCUGUCUGACAAUAUCGUCGGACGACGAGGACGGAAACGACUCCAAGUGUAACAAUUUCAAAUUAGCGACCGCGCUGCGCGGAAACGGGUGCGCAGUGGACGAGGCGGCAGCCAAUCAGGACCCAGCGAUCACACAGUCGGCCAUGCUCAAAGAGCCGGUCAUAACCGACGAACUAGAGAAAGAUGGCGAAUAUCACGACCCGGCCGAUCCCAACGAUAUCGGUGCGAUCAAAGGCGAUUUUGACAGUUUUCUGAACAGCAGUGAGGAUUCGGAUUCAAAAUGGCCGGUGUCUCUGGACUGUCGAACGGUUCGAAUUGGAUCUCACAAAGUAGUGCCCAACGAUAAUGUCUACAUAUCUUUGCGUGGCAUUUUCAUCAAUAUACCUGCUAUUGCGUACGAGAGUGUCAAAAUAGCAAUACCAUGGGAGAGCAUUGUAAAAAUAUUAGCUCACUUUGGCAAAGGAAUGCCAGUACUAUUUAUCUACACCACGGCUCCGAUGGGAGCGAAAAUUAGAAAAAUGCUGGGAAUGACUGAUAGAAAUAAUUGUCCUUACUAUGACCCAGCCAGUACAAAUGAAUCGCAGAGGAGAAUUACUCUUCUACCUGAAAAUAUAUCGCUUGAAUGUAACAAUUUACUCAAGAAACUGUUUGGAAAUCUUGAAAGGACUGAAUACGAAGAACUCAGCACGAGUGAAGCCAAUGACAUCCUCGUUCGAGCAUCUCCAAAGAGGUACAAAAUCAGCUUCAAAAAACAGUUGUCGCUCCUCCUACGCCUAGAUUACCCAACGAUAUUCAAACGUAAAAUCAUGGUGUAUCCCCCUCCACCGGCGAAAGGAGGGAUCCCCAUUAAUACAGAAGACUAUGCCUGUCUUGGUGAAGAUCAGUUCCUAAAUGAUGUUAUCAUCGAUUUUUAUUUAAAAUACCUGCACCAACACUACCUGAGCGAGAAGGACCAGGCGCGCACUCACAUACUGAGCACAUUCUUCUACAAGCGACUGACGACCAAGCCGACCAGUACGCGCAAGUCGCACAACCCGGUCGAGAACGACCCGAAGGCCACGGCCGCCGAGAAGCGACACUCGCGCGUCAAGAGCUGGACCAAGUCGGUCGACAUAUUCAAAAAGGACUUCAUCAUCAUUCCCAUCAAUGAACAUUCUCACUGGUUCCUGGCGGUGAUUUGUUUCCCGGGUCUGACGGGUGCCGUGGACUUCGAGACCAAUCAACCACUGGAGGUGGCCGAGCCGGCAGCCAAACCCAAGCCAGCAGACGCCCCCGCCGACCCCAAAACACCAGCCAACAUAGACGGAAAGACCAGGUACAUAGGGUCGUGCACGAUCACAGCAGUGGAGGCAGGAGGCAGUGCGCAGGUGGGUGGAGAGGGGGCAGGGGUGACCCUGGAGGAUGAAGAUCGCGAUGAGGCCGAUGGAGACGAUGAAGACUUUGACCAGACGUCCAGUGAGGAGGAGGCUUCACCUUUACAGCAAGACGCAGAGAGUUCUCCAGUUAAAUCUGAAAUUGAUGAAAACAAAGAACCGGAGGAGAAUGUCGAGGAAGAUGUGCAACAACCUCCUCAAGCAGUCUGUAAUAAUGAAAAACUGAAACGAUCUAGAAAAAAAGAAGCAAGAUUGCCAAUCAAACAACCUUGCAUAUUGAUAUUCGACUCACUAGCGACGGCGAGCAGAGCAAAGGUAGUGGCCACAUUGCGCGAUUACCUCAAAGUGGAAUACAAGGUGAAGCACGGUGUGGAGCGACCGUUCACCAAAGACUACAUGAAAGGCGCCAGUCCCAAAGUACCUCAGCAGACCAACUACACUGAUUGCGGUCUCUAUGUUCUGCAGUAUGUCGAAGCGUUUUUCCAGGCGCCAAUUCCCGACUACCACAUCCCAAUAAAAAUGCUUCAGGAUUGGUUCGAGGUGGAUCUGGUGAGUCGAAAGCGGUACGACAUCCAACAGCUGUUGCAUAAGCUGAUGGGCGAACAGGGCAUCGACUUCAGCACGCUCAAUUUGCCCGAUUUGAAUUUGGCGCCAUUCCCUCAUGGCCUCGUCGACUAUCCCUCCUCGGACGAGAUGCUCGGAGAGGAGGAGGAGGUGGAGGACGAGGAGGUGGAAUACCAGGUGUAUGGCGAGGCAUACCAGGCCAUGUGCGAGGAAGCUCGCUUCAACGGGUAUCGCGACGAAGAGGUCGAUGAUGAAGAGGAGGAGGAUGAGGAGGAGGAGGAAGAGGAGGAGGAGAUGGAAGAAGGAGAAGAAGAACAGCGUGUGGAGGAGGAGGUGGUCGGCCACGAGGAGAUGGAGUGCGACGACAUGGAAAUUGGGGAGGAGGAGGAACUCGAGGACGAAGAAGACUGCGAAGAAGAAGAGGAUGAUGAGUGUUUGGGUGAAAUGUGUGACGACCAGGAUAUGGAAAAAGAACUGAUGCAAGAAAUGGUUCCUAAUGUGGUUGGACUGAAAUCAUUUAGGAUACCCAGGUUAAGCCAACGUGGUGGUGACGACAUGAAAACCCCUGCGCUCAGCAUCAUUAGGACGGGAUCAUCGAUUCCAGAACAAAACCACUGCUCAUCCAGUGACAACAAUCAAUAAACUCGUGUGUCAUACAAGAAAACAAACUUGUGUGAAUUAUUUCUUCUUGUGAAAGUAUUACCAAAGUAUGUUUAGUUGACAUGGACAUCCUAACAAUUUUAGUCGAACGAAGCUUGGAAUCCACGACCUGUCAAUGUUAGUGACAUUUGGUUUUACACUGUUUUAAUUCGAUUCGGUUAAUCGUUGAGUGAAACCUGUGAUUCAGGAGUAAUUACUUAAAUCCUGGUCCAGACGCUCAAACUUAUCGUCCACCGAUCUGUCGGACCUCUCUUCGGUUGUUGAACUAUAAGGUUUGAGCGUCUGGACCUAGGAUUCUUUUCUGCUAUAGUGUAUUUCAUUGCUAAAUAGACCUGGUCACCAUUAACAACUAUAAUUGUAAUUCAACAGCUAGCAAGGACUCUUCAGUCAUUAAAUACACAAUAGUAUUGUUUAGUCGAGUAAUGGGAGCAAAUCCAGAGUAAACUAGAGGGCUAACCAUUACUAGUUGGAAAUGAAUGUGGGGCAGUCAUUUGUGUCACUAAACGAUUAUCAGAAGCUUUGUUUUACAUAAUACGUAAGGAGAUGUGAAUAAAUCGUUGAGUUGUAUAUAUUUAUAUGCUUUUAAAAUUAUUGAUUUCUCUUGUGAUUUUUAUAUGAAAUUCGAUAUCUCUAAAUUAGCUGGACUAAAUUAGCUGUUGUUGAUAUUAAUCAAACGUUUUUAUAAUUGUACAAAAUCAUAUUCUUUAAUCGUGUUUCCCGGUGGUAUGCAACUUAUUUUUUGAUAAUAAAUGUGUUGUUUAUGUAACAAGUUAACUGUUACAACUGUGCUGUUUCAGGAUAUUAUAAAAGAAAAAUGCAUGAUUUCAGUUACUCAGCUAUUCCUUAUUAACAAAAUCUAGUAAAUUGUAUGUCUACCUUUUAUGUAGUCAUUCAUUCAUGGGAUUUCAUCUUGAUGACAUUUAUAUAGAUUUCUUUGAAAUGAAUGGAACUAUUCAGAUUUUGUUUGUAUGAUGAUUAAUUCAAUGAAAUAUGAUAAAUUUCCAAAUUGAGACGAUGACCUCCUUUAUUCUGAAAUAUUAUUCAUAUUUCAGACUACUUCUCUUUUCAAAUAGAUUUUCUGUUGAUAGAAAACUAUUGAGGACCUCUUAAUGUUUAUGAGUUGACAUUUUGCUCUCCCAAUUGUUUGUUAUCUACCUUGAGUCAUUUUUCAGCAUGAAUAUACAAGAAUUAUAUCCCACGUUUAGAGCUCGCAAAUUCGACUACUCUAAUAGCGGCUUCAAAUUAUAUAAAUAUUAGGAUUUAAUUUUUUAUUGGCUGAAAUAUUUCUUUUUUUCGCUUCAAUCUCUUACAUUUUUGCAAAAAUAUAGAAUUUAGGCGAUUGUUGGCAAAUCACUUUACCUGACCAUUGCUAUAAAGUCAAAAUUUCCUCCGAAUUGUUACAGCUCUCUGAUUUCGAGUGUGGUAGAUAUUGAACUUGAAAAUCGUUCAUUUAUUGACAAUUCAGGAUGAUUAAACAGAUAACUAAAUUAACACAACCAUUUAUUUAUUGAAAAUCCGAAACCGGCCAUCGGAACUAUUCUCUUGUUUUUCCAAUAAAUUUUGGUUGUGACAAUUUUAAGUCUUUUUAUUGAGCAUUUCUCUUCAAUAACUUGUCGACUUUUGUUCGGAAUACUGAAGAAUAGAAAAAAGUUAAGAAAACAGUCUGAAUGAGUAAUUUUCUACUAGAUUUUUUUUAUUAUAUGAGGUAUCCUUGAAAAGAGUUGGUUCUUAAAAACCAACAUAAUAAUGUAAAUAGUGUAAUAAUUCGCCGUCAGUGAAGAGUGUGUGAUUUUUUUUAUUCGCAUUUGGAAGAAUUAAUAAUAAUUAUUAUUAAUGUGUGAGAAUUCGGCCUGACAUGUGACUGACAUUUUUGUAUCUAUUCAUGUGUUGAUAUUUUACAAGAGAAAUUGUUGUUGAAGAAGUGUUGAUAUUAAUAUCAUUUUGGGAUUUCAUUAUUGAAAACCCAUUCCGCUCAAAAUUGAUUGGACUUUACUCAUACAGUCAAUAUGAGCGCUCUAAAAUUGAUAUCAGUUUCAAUGAAUGUUUGCGUAUAUGUUCCAAAUCUGUAUCCUAGUAAUAUUAAAAUUCAAUAUUGUAAUGUACAGUAAAUCUAUGCUCUAUCUGAAAUUCACGUUAGCUAUUUUCAAUUAAAAGUUCUGCCCCAUUAUUCUUUCAGCAUUUAUAAUUCAAUAAAUUAUAUUACGUUUGUUGUUGCUUUAGUCCAAUUACAAUGAUUCACUCAAGGUUUCAACUUAUUUUAAUGUUUUGAGUUAUAAUCACAAGAAUGAAUCUUAAUAAUUAUCGUUCCAAGUGAGAACAUCAUCUGUAUCCUGAUCCUCACAUUAUUAUAUUUUAUCAUUUUUUACGAUUAUGUAGGACCGUUUAUUUCUAGUACUCCAGCCUUCAUUUCAUUUUAGAAUAUGAAUGGUUAUUUAUACAUGUUAGGGAUUAUUUAUAAAAACCUUAGUUUAUUGAUAUACGGUGUAUAUAUAGUUUUCGUUGAUAAAUCAUUGAUUGUAUCGAUAGAUGUCAGUUGUAUGAACAAACAUUGGUACUAUUUUAUUUUCUUCGAUUGUGUAAAUAAAUUAUGAAAACGACA